Messenger RNA from Argiope bruennichi, 2464 nucleotides. RefSeq names its product TD and POZ domain-containing protein 4-like. Gene Ontology annotation, molecular function: ubiquitin protein ligase binding. Bases 704 to 1564 code for a protein of 286 amino acids. Gene Ontology annotation, cellular component: cytoplasm; nucleus. The transcript has a single exon. The record is from RefSeq and is a predicted model, not a curated record. Lineage: Eukaryota; Metazoa; Arthropoda; Arachnida; Araneae; Araneidae. Gene Ontology annotation, biological process: regulation of proteolysis; proteasome-mediated ubiquitin-dependent protein catabolic process.
GAGCACGUACCAGAUCACGUUCAAACAGAACGCAAUGGCUGGCGCGGAAGGCAGUGCAGACAAGAGGAGAACGCAUUUCACUUUUAUAUGGAAAAUUAAAUAUGCUGCGGGAAAAGAGUUCAUUAAAAGUCCAACAUUUAAGAUUCAGUCAAUGGAGAUGACUAGUUGGAAGAUAUGUUUAGCAUUCAGUUCACGUUGUAAUACUACAUACUGCUGGCUUAAAAGAGAGGAAAAAGAUGACGGACCAGAAAGCAUAGAAAUAGAGUAUGAAUUCUUUUUCCCAGAUGUCGUUCAAUUUUCUUUAUACAACAGAGCGGGUACGGAACAUUUUCGGAACAAUGAAUCAUCAGAAGAGUUAGAAUUUCCCUUAUUGUAUGCAAUAUCUGAUGAAGAUACAUACGAAUCCUAUUCGAGUGAUUUAUUAACUGUUGGAUGCCGCAUUUGGAGAACAAAUACUGAAAUAUCAAAAUCUGAAUUGUGCUUCGCUAGUAGUGAAUUCGGUGUACAAAAGCAUACAUGCAUUUGGGCUGUAAAAAAGUUCAGUUCCCUGUAGCAGGGAGAACAGAGGACCCGCAUCUUGAAUUCAACUGCAAAAAAAUUACAUACAAUAAGGGAAUUGAUCCUGACUCUUUCCUUAGACGAAGUGUGUGGCGAGGUGAGUGUAUUCAUUAAUUUGGAAGCACUUAAUUUAACGAAUAGUGUUAUGUUAGAGGCCUAUAUUGAUGUGUUAGAUGCCAAAGGAAUGGUUGUUCGAAGCAAUUGUUUCGAUGGAGAAUUCAAUAUUCAGAAGUCGAAACGACAAAUUUGUGUUAUUGAAAAGAGCGAUUUGAUGUCAAAUGCCGCUGUUUUGCUCUCCGACGAUGUGUUACUCUUGGAAUGUCAUCUCAAAUUUAUUCAUUCCUUUCUCGUCAGAAACGAAAUAGAAGCUUACAAAUUGAUGGAUUAUUCAGAAUCGAAAGCAGUUCAGUUAGGGGAAAGUGAGGCCAAUUUUGAUAAACUGAAUGUGAUAUCUGGCUGUCCUUUUAAAGAGAUUGUCAAUGAGUUUAAGAAUGAUGGAAUCUUGAGUGACGUCUGCCUCCGGGCUGACAAUACUUCCUUUCCUGUCCACAAGCUCAUCUUGAGCAGCCGUUCUCCCGUUUUCAAAGCGAUGUUUACCAAAGACAUGAAGGAAAAGACGAGCAAAUGCAUCGAUAUUCCCGACAUGGAUGCCGACACACUGCAUCAACUGUUGUUUUAUAUCUACGAGAAUAAAUUGCAAAAACUCACGUGGGAGAUGGCGGCAAAUUUGUUCGAAGCUGCGGAUAAGUACGAAAUAUUGGAUUUGAAAGAAAAAUGCUCUACUUUUUUAAUGGAUUUUCUCUCCGUAUCGAAUGUUUGUCAAACUCUAGUUCUUGCAGACAUGCAUCAUGACGAAAGUUUACAAAAAUCAGCACAAGAUUUUAUAUUGAAUAACUCAGAAAUCAUUUAUUCUGAUCGUUGGAAAGAUUUUAGACAGAAUUAUCCCAAAUUAGCUUUGGAAACAACAGAACAAAUUAUUUAUAAUAUGAAGCAUCCCAGUUGUUGAAUGCAGUGUACUUUGAUAAGCAACACGUUGAAACUUUUAAUGGUUUGUUUUUCUAUUAUAUCCAAAUACAUACGUUUUUAUUUCCCUUCUAUAUUUUAUUGAUGUUUAAGAAAUGUUUAAAAAUAGUAGAUGUGAUAUGAUGAUAUUUUAAGAUUAAGAUUGAUUUAUUGCAAAUUUCGAAUAGUUUUUCGUUUUUGACUUAAAGUUGCAAUUAUAUCCCAAUUAGAUUUUAAUUAUAUGAAUUUUAUUUCAUUCAAGAAGUUAUUGUAUGGUAAAAUAAAUAUUCAUCAAAAUUUUUGAUGCAUAUAUAAACAUCAUAAACAUAAUGUUGAAAAGCAGUUUUAUGGCCGAAGAGAGAGAGGAAAUUUUUAACUUCGUUUUAUUCCAUCCCAGGAGGCAUGAUUUAUGUACAAGUAGAAGCGCCGAGCACAUCAACACAGAAGAUACAAAAACGAAAUGAGGAAAGGUUAAUGAAAAGUUAAUUCCUGUGGUUAUAUACUGUGAGAUUUUGAUAGGGAUUUCUCUAUAUGUCGACCCAGUUAAGGUAAUUAUAGGGAUUUUUAAAAGAAUUCGUUUAGGUCAGCAAUUUUUUAUCCCUUCACUUGGAGCGUGUGAUCAGCCGACUUAAGCAUUUUUACAAAGCUUAUGUUGAAUUAAUUAAAGAGAAUAAGUGGAAUGAGAUCAGUAAAUAAGAGAAUAUUUUAGAAUGAAUUUGAUAUGGACUAAAUUAAACUGAAAGUUAGGAAAUUAAUUAAGUUUCAAUUAGAUUUUAAAAUAUCAUUACAUAUAAGUAGUGAGUUACUUAUGAAUAGAUGUGAUUUACGUAAGAAUUUAUUUAUCUCUGUAUUGUAAAACAUAUUGUCUGUAUUGUAAACAUUAGAAUCCACUUUUAUUCAAUAA